Molecule: messenger RNA, 591 nt
Organism: Striga hermonthica
Lineage: Eukaryota; Viridiplantae; Streptophyta; Magnoliopsida; Lamiales; Orobanchaceae
Source: the annotation of a GenBank genome assembly
AUGGCAUCAACCCUACUCUCCGGCUUCAAAUACUCCGACAGCCUCACCGUCGUCGGAAUCUCCCUCUGCACCGCCGUCGUGUGCGAAGCCAUCUCGUGGCUGCUCAUCUACCGCACCGCCUCAUACAAAUCCCUCAAGUCCACCAUCGACAAGGCCUCCAAAAAGCUCGAGACGAUGAAGACGACCGACGCGAACCCCACCACCGCGGCCCUUCUCAAGAAAUCGUCCAAGAAUAAGAAGAUGGACCGCGUAGAGACCUCGCUGAAGGAGUCCAGCCGCGACCUCUCGAUGUUCAAGUUCAAAUCCGGUGCCGUCGUCGCCCUUGUUCUCUUCAUGGUGUUCGGGCUGCUCAACAGCUUGUUCGAGGGGAAAGUCAUCGCGAAGAUUCCGUUCGUCCCGAUACGAUUGGUGCAGAAGAUGAGCCACAGGGGAUUGUCUGGGGACGACAUGACGGAUUGCUCGAUGGCGUUUUUGUACCUGUUGUGUUCGAUUAGUAUUAGGACCAAUUUGCAGAAGUUCUUGGGAUUUUCGCCGCCACGUGGAGCUGCCGGCGCCGGAUUUUUCCCCAUGCCCGAUCCCAAGUCCAGCUGA